Messenger RNA from Amorphotheca resinae ATCC 22711, 678 nucleotides. RefSeq lists its product as hypothetical. The transcript is spliced from 4 exons. The record is from RefSeq and is a predicted model, not a curated record. Gene Ontology annotation, cellular component: ribosome; cytosolic large ribosomal subunit. Gene Ontology annotation, molecular function: structural constituent of ribosome; rRNA binding. The coding region runs from base 76 to 651 and encodes 191 amino acids. Gene Ontology annotation, biological process: cytoplasmic translation. NCBI's taxonomy places the organism in Eukaryota, Fungi, Ascomycota, Leotiomycetes, Helotiales, Amorphothecaceae.
CAAUUGCUCUCCGGUUGGAAUUGGAAAGCGCAUUUGGGAGGUCGACGAUAUUGAAAAAAUCCUACCAAAUGUCGCAUGGAUUCGCGGGAUAGCUUGCUGACGUUCUUCGCCCGAGUAGUCAAGGUCACCAUCAAGUCAAGACUUGUCACCGUUGAGGGUCCCCGAGGUAAACUCACCAAGAACCUCAGCCACUUGGCAGUCAACUUCUCGCACCCCAAGAAGGAUGUUAUCAACAUUGAACUCCACCACGGCGCCCGAAAGAAUGUCGCUACCCUCCGAACCGUCCGAACCCUCAUCAACAACAUGAUCAUCGGUGUCACAAAGGGCUUCAAGUACAAGAUGCGAUAUGUCUACGCACAUUUCCCCAUCAACGUCAACAUUGACAAGAACGCUGAGACCGGUCUGUACGAGGUUGAGAUCAGAAACUUCAUUGGCGAGAAGAUUGUCCGAAAAGUCGUGAUGCAGCCAGGUGUCGAUGUCGAGGCAUCAACCACCCAAAAGGAUGAGCUCCAGCUCUCCGGAAACUCCCUCGAGAACGUCUCACAAAGCGCCGCCGACAUCCAACAAAUCUGCAGAGUACGAAACAAGGAUAUCCGAAAGUUCUUGGAUGGUUUGUACGUUUCGGAGAAGGGUAACAUUGUCGAGGAAUAAGCGGGCUGGGCACUUUUCUUCAAUUAC